AUGCCUAAUGGUAGCUUGGACACUCACCUCUUUGGGAAAAGACCACAUCUCUGUUGGGACUUAAGAUACAAAGUAGCUCUUGGUCUAGCCUCGUCGCUGUUUUAUCUUCACGAAGAGUGGGAUCGAUGCGUAUUACAGAGGGACAACAAGGCAAGCAAAAUCAUAUUGGACACCAAUUUCAAUGUUAAGCUAUGCGACUUUGGGCUAGCUCGAUUAAUGGACUAUGAUAUAGGUUCCCAUACAACAGGAUUAAUUAGUCAGAACUUUUGGCUACAUAUGGCUCCUGACAGGAAGAGCCAACAAGGCAACAAGAGCAAGGAAUCUGACAUAUAUAGCUUUGGAGUUGGUAUACUAAAAAGUCACAAGAAGGCAUUGAGGCUAAGAGUCUUGUUGAAAGAGUGCGGCCUGGGAUCCGUUUGGAAGACAACAACUUUUGUCAGCUAUGGAGAGAUAUUCGGUGAAGAGUAUAAUAAGGAACAAGCUGAUCCUAUCUUGUUGUUGUGGGGGGUAUGGUGCAGUCAUCCUGACGGAAACUCGAGGCCUUCUAUAAGAGAAGCCACCCAAGUCCUGAACUUGGAGUCGCCAUUGCCUUAUCUUCCACAGAAGAUGCCAGUUCCUAUGAAUCACAUCUCGCCUACUUGUUUCACAGUUAGCUCAAGUAGGGGGUUGGGUUCAAGUUACGUUCUCAAGUUGGUCACUAACUCUCAAUAUGCUGCAACUAAGAGCAUGAUUAUCCCAAAGACCCAUUUGGGGGUUCUUAAUUAA
Messenger RNA from Brassica rapa (field mustard), 765 nucleotides. Its product is annotated as L-type lectin-domain containing receptor kinase IX.2-like. The record is from RefSeq and is a predicted model, not a curated record. Gene Ontology annotation, biological process: protein phosphorylation. NCBI's taxonomy places the organism in Eukaryota, Viridiplantae, Streptophyta, Magnoliopsida, Brassicales, Brassicaceae. Gene Ontology annotation, molecular function: protein kinase activity; ATP binding.